UUUUUGUGCUGUAGUUUUUGAAAUACAAUGUUAUAGGGUGUGGUUUUAAAGGUGUGGCCAGAAAGUCAAGGAAAUUGCAAAAUGACGUCUACUGUUAGAGCUGGUUCUUGGAGAGAUUUGAGCACUAAUGAGAUGUCUUAUGGAUCCCAGAGAAAGAUUGCCGCCUUUCUGGACUCGUCUCACACCCUCAACUGGAAAGACUUGCUCUCAAUGAUGCCAGAAUACGGUCCUCUACAGAUGCAGCAGUUAUCCCAGCAGGAGGCGAGAGGGAAGAGUCCCACUAUAUCACUGUUGAGCCACAUGGCAUCAAGAGGUAGGACUGUUGGCCAGCUGUAUGACUUUUGCAAGACACUUGGAAUGAACAGAAUAUGUGAACUAAUAGUACAAGGAUUACAAGAAAGAAACAUCAAAGUAGACGUACCUUUGCCUACUCCUCAUUCCACUCCUCCGUCAAACGGUCGACCAUUUGUCCCUCCCCACCCUCCUCCUCCUCCUCAACCUGUAAUUGUUGAUACUCUACUACGUGAAUCUAGCGAUAACUCUACAAGUACUUCUAGAACUGACCAAUCAGAUUCUAAACCAAAUGCAAAACCAUCUCUCUCUCCAUCGCCCUCUUCAUCUCUCCACCCACCACUCUCUCACGAAACCACACCCACUCAGAUCCUCUCGUACGAAGACGUCAAAAAAGCGACGGGAGACUUUGAUAAUGUUUUAUUCUCUGAGGGUGGACAUAAGCUAGGACAGGGUGGGUUUGGUGUUGUCUAUCAGGGACAGAUUAAUCUUGGGGAAGGUAACAGGGAAGUCGCUGUCAAAGUUUUUGUCGAUGAUGCAAAUUCUGAAAUGGUAUUACAAUUUAAGACUGAGCUACACACCAUCUCAAAACUAAAACAUCCCAACCUAUUACCACUUCUUGGCUACACUUCCAACCAGUCCACACUGUGUCUAGUGUAUCCUUAUAUGGCAUUGGGCUCACUGGAUAAACACUUGAGUAGGUUGGAGCUCGGGAGUGAGAGGAGGCUUCAGAUACUGAGAGAUAUUGCAUCAGGUUUACAUUAUCUGCACACUGGGUGUGGUGAAAUAUUAGUACAUAGAGAUGUGAAGAGUGCUAAUAUUCUCCUGGAUCAAAACUGGAGAGGUGUAUUAACAGACUUUGGCAUAGCUAGAACACUCAGUUUAGAAACUACGACUGUUGUAACUCAAAGGAUAGUUGGUACUAGAGUCUACAUGUCACCAGAGUACUGCACUGGAUUAGUAUCGCCUUCAGCUGAUGUCUAUUCACUUGGUGUGGUGAUACUUGAGCUGGUGUUUGGAUGUUUGGCAUUACACAGCCCCAAAGGAUCAGAUACUGAUAUUAUAAGUUUUCUUGAUGAAUGUGAUGAAACAGCUGAAUUUUAUUUAUCAUGUUGGUCCAGGAGUGAUGGUGAGAGUCUAGAGGAACUAGCAGAAAAGUGCACUAACCCGUAUAGAGACCAAAGACCUACCAUAGCUAAAGUGCUAGAGAAACUUUGACUUUCCAUUCAAUCUUUUUUAUUUUAUUUUCUUCUUUAAUCAGUACAUCAAGAAAAGUUAACUGAA
Molecule: messenger RNA, 1575 nt
Organism: Amphimedon queenslandica
Lineage: Eukaryota; Metazoa; Porifera; Demospongiae; Haplosclerida; Niphatidae
Product: interleukin-1 receptor-associated kinase 4-like
Exons: 9
Coding region: 82-1509 (475 amino acids)
Biological process (GO): protein phosphorylation; signal transduction
Molecular function (GO): ATP binding; protein binding; protein kinase activity
Source: RefSeq, a predicted model, not a curated record